GACCUAGAGGAACCCCUUAGGAUGAAGCUAAGUCUUACCAAGGUGGUUAAUGGCUGUCGCCCAGGAAAAAUAAAAAACCUAGGCAAAACAGGGGACUGCACCAUGGACAUUCCAGGCUGCCUUCUGUACACCAAGACUGGCUCCGCCCCACACCUGACCCAUCACACAGUGCACAAAAUCCACGGGGUUCCUGCCACGGCUCAGCUUACACUGUCAUCACUGGCAGAACAUCAUGAAGUCUUGGCGGAAUAUAAAGAAGGAGUUGGAAAGUUUAUAGGCAUGCCAGAAUCACCCUUGUACCGCUCCCUGCAUGAUCCAGUCAGCCCUUGCCCAGCUGGUUAUGUAACAAAUAAGUCGGUGCCUGUGUGGGGUGUUGGAGGACGAGUGGAAAUGACUGCCUCCAAGUUCACGGCAAUUCAGCAGGCCCUUCAGCCAGACGGGUUCCAGUGCCUGUCAGAUGGAGAGGCAACUUGUGAUGAAGCCACUUCCAUAAAGAGAGCCAGAAAGUCUGUUGACCGAUCGCGUCUAUUCCUGGAUAAUUGUCUGAAGCUACAGGAAGAGUCAGAGGUCCUCCGGAAAAGUAUGAUCAUUGGAGUGACUGAAGGUGGAGAUGUGAUGGAGGAGAGGCUGAGGUCAGCACGAGAGACAGCCAAGCGGCCUGUAGGUGGCGUCCUUCUGGGUGGCUUUCAAGGGACUCCAACAACCCUAAAGACUAGACUGCACUUUGCCACCACGACUCACCCGCGGUGCUGGCCACCGGAGCACAGACCACGACUCAUCUGCGGUGCUGGCCAGCCGGAUGAGGCGCUUGAGCGUAUUGAAAGAGGAGUGGACUUAUUUGAGAGUUUUUUCCCUCAUCCAGCAACGGAGCGGGGAUGUGCCCUGACUUUCAGCUUCGAUUAGCGGCCGAUUCCUGAAGAGAGAUUAUUGCAACAAAAUGGGACACAGGAAGAAGUAAGAUAUGUGGAUCAAACAAAGAAAAGUAAGACAACCAGCUGCACCCAAGAAGUGACAUCAUUUGAAAUUAACCUGAAGGAAAGAAAAUACCAGGAGGACUUCGACCCGCUCGUGAGAGGGUGUCGCUGUUACUGCUGUAAGAAUCACACCCGGGUGUACAUCCACCACCUGCUGGUGACCAACGAGCUGUUGGCUGGAGUCCUGCUUGUGAUGCACAACUUUGAGCACGGCUUUGGAUUUUUCCAGGCCGUCCGGGAAGCGCUAAAGGGUGGCCGACUGGCACAGUUGAAAGAGCUCGUCCACAGGCAAAAGCAUCUCGAGACCCGGUGCGCACGACCCGACUCUCCACGUUGA
Molecule: messenger RNA, 1311 nt
Organism: Kogia breviceps (pygmy sperm whale)
Lineage: Eukaryota; Metazoa; Chordata; Mammalia; Artiodactyla; Physeteridae
Source: RefSeq, a predicted model, not a curated record